This is a messenger RNA of Symbiodinium sp. CCMP2592, 4647 nucleotides long. The record is from the annotation of a GenBank genome assembly. Lineage: Eukaryota; Dinophyceae; Suessiales; Symbiodiniaceae.
AUGGAGGAUGAAAGCGUAGGCGACUGGGACGAUCUGCUGCUUUCCUAUGCAGUAGAUUCAGCUGCAGCAGAUGAUCAUCCGUCUCUGGCAGCGGACGACGUUCAGCCUACUGCAUCUGUACAUGUAAAUGCUGCUGACGCAGACUAUGAUUCCUGGGACGCAAUGUUUCUGCCUGCAGUCCCUCCGCCUGGUCAUGCAGCACAGAUGGAGGCUGCAGAGACCGAUAGAGUGGCCGUCCCGGCCAAUCGAUUGUAUGGGAACCCCAGCAGUCUGCAGCACAUUGGGACACGGCUGCACCAGAGUUUGUUUAGCUGGUUUCGCCAAGCACGCUCGGCUAUGCAGCGGCAGCUGCAGACCCAGGGCGUGGAUAGAGAGCAUGAAGGACAGGAGGCCAACGAAGCUAUGGUUCCGGCUGAGGCGGGCCAGACAUCUUUGGAGGCUGUAGUGCAGACUUAUGUGACAGAGCCGAGCUUUGCAAGCUUCCGCGCUGCCAGACGAGCCACUGGUGUGCCUGAAACCAGCAUGAGACGGGAAUUGGUCCAGUUCGCUUGUGCGCUGCUCUACAGCACGACCUGGCUGUUGGGAGCUUUCUUCCGGGGCUGGUUGCAAGUGUACCGUGGCCCACGGUUUCGGCCAUUGAUGUUUGUGUCCAAGGUGCGUUAUGAUGAGACGCCUUUGAAGUUGAAGGUGCGAGAUGCGAAGUCUUUCCUGCAUGAUGCAAGUGCAAGCAGCGACCAGCCAAUGUCACUGGCGACUUAUCAUCAUCCACCGCUCGGGCAAGUUUCGCACCUCACUGCAGUUGGCGACAAAGCGAACGCAGACAGCUACACCCAUGCCAAAAUAUUUUGUGUGGAGUGGACACUUGGUUUUCUCUCUGUGGAUGUGCAGAGCAAGGAGCAUCACUUCGUGACAUGUGAAGUUCCUACGCACUUGUACUGCAUAGAUCGCACCACAGGCGAAAACCAGUUAGCAGUGCUUCAAGACAUUGAGAACAAAGUGCCCGAGCUGCGGCACUUCCGAGAAAAGCACCCUUUGCAAGUUCGGCUGGCUGUCGCCGAUAGGUAUUCAGCUAACUUGGUGGCUGAGCGUGAGAUCCAACGCCAGAAUCCAGACCAGACGACGGGCUUGAUUGGUUGCAGUGUCCACAAAGCUGCUUCCUCCCUGAAGUUCUCAACCAACCUAGAGGCCAAGACCAUAUCCGGAGUGGUCCAAACUGGCCUGGCUCUUGAGUCUGUAGGCUCUGCGCAAAAGCUGCGCAAAUGUCUGCAGCAAAUAUUUCACGAAGAGCUCGAGAUCGUGUUCGAUCUCCCUCCAGGAGGACAGAUCGCAGCUUACCGGAAGGAGUUGCUUGAUCUGUUUGUGUCAACACGAGCAGUUGGCGCAAGUCCGCGCAUCAAUGCCCAGAGACAGUUUGUGCUGAAUCAAUACUGCAAUUCAGACUUGCAGUCGGCUCGAAUUAUCCAUUACUGUGGGCCCGGAUGUUGCUCAUCGCCUGAGCAAACCUUCGAGAUGUUCCUGGGAUUUGUGUCGUGGUCUUUGAUCCCAUCGAAGUGUGGCCUGCUGUCAAGAAAGGCUUGGCUCGGAGCGGACCGACCAGUAGAUUUCAUCGGUCUCCUUUCCUGUGUGUGGCAAUUGUGGCCACGGGUGCUGUCCAAGUACACAGGCAAGCCUCAACCUGGGCUUGUCAACAGUGCCAAGCAAGACGACGCCGAUGAGAACUCCUGGGACAGCCUCGAGGCUGUAGCGCUAUUCCGCCGGCCUGGCUCGGCCGACGCCUCGCAUGAUUGCGAGAGUGGGGCGGUUGAGGAAGCAGCUCCUCCAGACAUGCUCAAUGUUGAUGCAGACACUUGGGCGCAGAUGAACCAGAAGAACCGAUCCGCAGCUAUGUCGUUUGCUUGCUCGGCAAACGUCGCCGAGAGAUUGGUGAUCCUGCGACAGACCAUGGAGGUGGGCUUGCAGCUACUGUACCACAUGCUCCAUGUUGCAGGGCCACAAUGGGAAGCUGAACAGAAAAAGAAACAGGCUGAGACAGGGCAGCGCAGCUACAGGGUGCUCGACGCAGCCACCGGGGAGUACUUGAAAGGCUUCUUUCAACAAGCGUCUCAGAUGAUGCUGAGCGCGCCGAGAGCAUUGGCCAAGUCUUCCUACACCCGACGAUCUCGCGCCACCAUGUUUCGACUGCUGGCCAGUUUGAUGGCUUGUAUCUGCUACUUCCUGCAGAGGUGCUUUGAAGGCUUCCCGUACUGUCUCUUCAAGCUCCUCAUCGACCCGACGGCAGCAGAUGAGAUUCUGAACCAGCGGCCUGCCUGUAUGCGGGACAGCCUCUCUGACAACUUCCUGCAGAAAUACAGUAAGCCGUCCGAUCCCGAGGCACUGUGUGCCUUGCACGCAUUGGCGAUUCUCCUCGAGCUAGACAUAAGCGGCGUCGAGUCGGGACACAGCUCUGUGAGGGAGUACACAAUGAGCAGAGGCAGGGGGCAUACCCCAGACCUUGCUCAAGUAUCAGCCAAACGCCUCUGUGCGUGGUUCGGCCGUAAAUAUGUGCAUCCUUCUGAUCGAAAGCAGAAUGCUCAGCAAAAGCGGAAACAGCGCAAGGAGAAGAAGCAUGCGCGACCUGGUGGCGCUUGGCGCGCGUUUUGCUCGGACAGAGCGAAAGGGCAGAAGUUCAACCGCGUCCUGCUAAGAGCUCUCUCUGCCGAGUACCGUGGGCUCUCCCAAGACGAGUACGAGAUGUACCGGGAAAGAGGUGUUGCAGCAACCGCUGCUGCACGUCUUGGCAACAAGCGCCCCUUCAGCUUGGUGGACCAGCCGGACCAGCCGUUGCAGCUUGCUCUACGCCCUGCCGAGGUUCUAGAGAAGCACACAGACCUGGUCCUCAGGCUGCCUGGCAGUGACUUUGAAUCCCAGUUUGAAGUUCUUCGGGCCCGACUUCGUGCUGGUCACCGAGCUGACAAGUCCCGGGCGGCAGUUGCCCCCGCCGACGUUCCCCUUGACACUAGCUUCUUGCAGCAGGCCCUUGACCGAGGUGGAGGCCCUGGCCUCGUGGAAGGUGUUCGCACCCGCCCGCACGCGGCAGCAGUUCCCAAGUUGCAGCACCACUGCUUCGUUCCCCCCGCUGUCGGCUUUGCCAAGGAUGCUUUAGCGUUCAGCAAGAGCCGACGCUCUCAGAUGGAGGGCACCCAGACUUCUUCCAUGAGUGAUUGGCUGCACAACCAAUGGACUCUGGAGCACACGAGCCUUCGGCACGAAGACCGGAGCAAGAUACCUAGGUCCAAGAAGCAUGCGUCCGGCAUGGGACCAUGUGGUCUAACGGGGACCUGCUCCUGCUCCCGGCCUAAGGAGCAGGAGUUCUGCAAAAAGCUGGCGCAGUUGCUUCGAAAGACCUUCUGGAAGCGCCGCGGAGUCGCAUGCGCUGAACGCUUGGACUACGAAGCAGGCCGUCUGGUGGUCUCUCUGAAGAUUGGUGACGGCGAGCAGGAGGUUUUUUUCUUUCCCGGCUACACAAAUUUCACAACAUGGACUUUUUCAGCUGUCGUGCUUCGGCCUCGUGGACGCCAGGACGAAGCAGGCGUUUUGAAACUUGUCUUCGGUGAUGAGGAGACACAUGUUGUGGAGAGCCCAUGGACGGUGCUGGCAGACCUGCUGACCAUGCAGGCGUUGGUGAGAAAGUUCGUGGACGUGUCCAAGCCGUGCACGUUACGACUUUGGAAGAUUCUGGAAGAUGAACAGACAUUGGCCGUGUGGCAGAUGCAACCUCGUUUCGUGGAUGUUUGCUUGCACGCAGAUGAGCUUGCAUUCUGGCUAGAGUCAAGUGAGUUUAGUUCGGCGUCAGCGGCGGCGAACAGAGACCAGUACCACGGCGUCCUGGACGAUAUGGGUGACGACGCUGCAGAUGACGAGCAGCAGGACGACGACGAUGAAGAAGACAACAGGUCGCUGUUCGGCGAUUCCGAUUCGCCAGCUGCGUCCCAGAAUGCAGACGAUGAGGCGGUGGAGGCAUUGCUCGGUGAUGCAAAUGCGCAGCUGGGCCCAGAUGCAGAUGCUGGAUCCGAUGCCUCCCAGUCGGAACAUGAGGUGCAUAUUCCUGAUGACUUGUUCCCAGCAGAGGAGCCAGUGCCCGAUGCUGUUGCUGCAUUGCUGGCAUUGCCGGAGAACCCAAACGACGCCGCAGACGAGGAUGCUCCCGGUCCGGGCGCACCUGCAGACGCCGCUGCGGCGGCUCCUGCGGCACCAGCCGCGCCAGCAGUUGCGAGGCCAAUCGGCACGGAGAGUUAUGCAGGCGACAACGGCAAGCCACUGCCGGCAAAAGGGCUCUACAUUGUCUUCCUGCGGAAAGACAUCUACAGCAAGGACGACGUGCUACUUUUCAAGAAGAUCUGCCAGGACAUUGGCCAGAAACAACAGGCACAUGGGCCACUCGAGAUCUUCGAUGUGCUGUUGCCGGAGUGUGGUGCCGACUAUGCGGCUGAGAUGGCCAAGGUCUCCGCGGAGACACGUGGGCAGGACGGGCGGUGUGCUCACAUGUGUAGUUCAUACACAGCCAAAGAGUUUGGUGAGUCUAGUGUGCACACAUACUCGCAUUAUACAUGCGCAGACGCAUACACACACACACACACACACGCACACUAUAGGAACGAACGGAAUUGA